Hypoxylon trugodes is the source of this 970-nucleotide messenger RNA. Its product is annotated as ubiquitin-conjugating enzyme/RWD-like protein. Gene Ontology annotation, biological process: proteasome-mediated ubiquitin-dependent protein catabolic process; protein polyubiquitination. The record is from RefSeq and is a predicted model, not a curated record. Lineage: Eukaryota; Fungi; Ascomycota; Sordariomycetes; Xylariales; Hypoxylaceae. The transcript has 3 exons. Gene Ontology annotation, molecular function: ubiquitin conjugating enzyme activity. The coding region runs from base 256 to 957 and encodes 233 amino acids.
UCAUUCUAUUUCUUUCGCCCAUAAGCGGCCUCAUAAAGGGAUUGUUUUUCUCCUAUUUCUUUUUUCCAUUCUCUCUUUUGUUUUCGCUCUUUUCGAUUGAGAUCAUUCGUUCUGGCGGCGAUUUGAUUGAUAAGACGUUCGCCUGCUCUCCGAUUCGAGGACACGCGAGUCGCAUUUUUUUCGUCGCACCGAUUACUCGACAUCUCCUGAACUAAACCAAGAGAAUUAGAGAAAUUGAAUCACACAUAAUUCACAAUGUCGUCCUCGAGAAUCGGCGGUGGCGCUAAGCACAGACUCAUGUCGGAGAUGCAAGAACUCUCCCGAGAGAAAUGGGUGAACAUUGAUCUGGUGAAUGAUAACAUCCUUCGCUGGCGCCUAGGUCUCAUGGUUGUCAAUCCCGACAGUGCUUUCAACGGCGGCUAUUUCAAGGCCGAGAUGACUUUCACCGAUGAGUAUCCGUACCAACCGCCGACUUUCCGAUUCCAAAUCCCCAUUUAUCAUCCCAACAUCUAUCCCGACGGAAAGCUCUGCAUUUCCAUCCUACACACCCCAGGCGAGGACCUCACAUCGGGUGAGGCAGCUAGUGAACGCUGGUCCCCUCUGCAAGGCGUUGAAUCGGUGCUUCGGUCUGUCCUUCUGCUUUUGGACAGUCCUGAGAUCAACUCUCCUGCCAAUGUCGACGCUGGUGUGAUGUACCGAGAUGACCGGGCUUCCUACAAUAAGCGGGCUAAGGAAAUCGUCGAGAAAUCUAAGAACGAUAUCCCUGCCGGCUUCAUCCUACCGACUACCCUCGAACCCCCGCCGCCCCCGAAGUCGACGGAUGACGAUGCUGCAUUCUGGGCCGAGAGUGACGAGGAACUUGAUUUCGGCGGUAGUGACACAGGUGAUGAUGAUGAAGUGGCAGAGUUCGACGAGGACGGUGAAGAAGAGGGCGUCAGUGACGAUGACGAUAACUGAGAGGGUUCGUCCU